AUGGAUAUGUUCAAGUUGUUAACAAGAUCCUCAAAUAUACAAAAAUCUGCUCCAGCUCCCAAAAAGUCCUCUAGCCGUCAGAUCCCAUCAGAUGGAUUUUCAGGUCAUCCUUAUCAAGAUUCCGAGAAUGGUGAUGCCUUCUUCGGCAAUGAGAAAGCCAAGAGUAGAGGCACAAAGCGGAAGAGAAGUGGGGUGGAGGAAAAGCAUGACGAUGAGCUCCUUGGGCAGUUGGAUUUCUUCAGAGGUGGCGCUCGAUCUCCGGUCUCGUCAGAGAAGCAGGCCAUGGAUAGUGAAAAAGGGGCUACCACCAGGAAACUAGACGUGCAGGAUGCUCACAUUACGAAUCCUUUCAUUCCAGACUUGAGUGAGGAAGAGGGUUGGCGAACCUUGAAGAGACACAAGCUCAAAGUUACCGUUCUGGGGGACGCAUCUGGAAUCCAAAGUAGUCACCAUGACGAACAAAAAGGGACAACUUCAGAGCCUGUGGGGAAGAAGAACGCACAUCCUCAAAUAUCACCACAGCCUUUGACUUCGUUCAUACAACUACGGAGUAAGUACGGCAUUUCGAAAAAACUUGCAGGGAACUUGGACGCUCAAGGGUAUACGGAGCCUAGUGAAGUUCAAAUGGGCAGCCUACCGCUCUUACUAGGGACGGACGAGGAUCGUGGGCUGAUAUCACGACGGGAUAAGAGGAGCGAGACAGAGCCAAGAGCUGACAUUGAUCUACUCACAAUUGCUCCAACUGGUAGCGGAAAGACCUUGGGUUUCUUGAUACAUGUACUGCAGGGAUUGCUUGAAAGCCGGAAGGCUCAAAGGGAAACCAAGGCAGACAAGAGGUCAGAGCAUAGGGUUCAGGCUUUGAUAAUUGCUCCCACUCAUGAGCUCGCAGACCAGAUUGUCAACGAGGGAAGAAAGCUCGCAUCAGGUACUGGCAUAAAGAUCUCCGGGCUGAGGAAAGGCAUGAGAUUGCACCCGGAACUUGUGGGCUUGAAACAUGGUGACACUACGCAGGGCGUGACGGACGAUACCUCCGGAGGACACACACAUGACUUUCUGGUGAAGACGGAUAUUGUAGUCAGCACCCCCUUGUUGUUUUUGCAUGCCAUCUCAGCGAAACAGUCAGGCGCAGCUUCUCUCCCAGAUAUUCGUUUCCUCAUCCUCGACGAAGCGGACGUUCUCCUUGAUCCGCUUUUUCGAGAGCAGACACUCGGUAUUUGGACCGCUUGCACUAACGCUUCUCUGCGUACCUCUCUCUGGUCUGCCACUAUAGGUUCUUCCAUCGAGUCACUAGCUCAGACCUUCAUCCUCGACCGGCGGCGUAAUCUGGGCCUAACGUCUUCAUCGAUUUCCCAACACUACAUCGUUCGCCUUGUUGUCGGUCUCAAAGACUCUGCCAUUCCUAAUGUAGCCCACCGCCUCGUCUACGCCGCAUCCGAACAAGGUAAACUUCUCGCUCUGCGCCAGCUUCUACAUCCUUCUGGAGCGCCAGCAGCCGCCAUCCCGUCGUUGCAGCCACCAUUUUUGGUCUUCACGCAGACAAUACCAAGAGCCAUAGCUCUCCACUCCGAGCUUCUCUACGACAUCCCUUUCGAAGCAGGUGGCUCUUCACGUAUAGCUGUUCUCCACUCUAAUCUCUCAGAUUCCGCACGUGCAAACAUCAUGGCGGGUUUCCGCAAAGGCGAGAUAUGGAUUCUCAUCACCACGGACCUCUUGUCACGUGGAGUAGAUUUCAGAGGCCUGAAUGGGGUCGUCAAUUACGAUAUCCCAAAUACUGGUGCUUCCUACGUCCAUCGCGUUGGCAGGACAGGGAGGCAAGGCAGAGAGGGUGGAGUAGCAGUCACCUUGUACACGAAGGAGGAUAUUCCUUAUGUAAAAAACGUGGCUAAUGUGAUCGCUGCGAGUGAGAGGGCAAAGGAAAAACAUAACGUUGCUGAUAACGAGGGAGAAGGCAUGCAGAAGUGGCUGUUAGACGCACUCCCAAACGUUAGUAAGAAGACGAGAAAGGAAAUGAAGAGGAAGGGGGUGGAAAGUAGGAGAGCGACUACCGAGGCCGCAGGGGGCAGAGGGGCGAGAAAGAUGCGAAUCAGCACGAAGAGCGGAUAUGAUCGACGACUGGAGAACAAAAAGAAGGGAGUGGUAGACGGAAGCCGAAAGCGACUGGUACAGGAGGAGGAAGGAAGUAGGCUAGAAGAUGAGGAGUGGGAAGGUAUUGAUGAUUAG
Letharia columbiana is the source of this 2220-nucleotide messenger RNA. RefSeq lists its product as uncharacterized. The transcript has a single exon. Gene Ontology annotation, cellular component: 90S preribosome. Gene Ontology annotation, biological process: maturation of SSU-rRNA. Gene Ontology annotation, molecular function: RNA helicase activity; nucleic acid binding; ATP binding. NCBI's taxonomy places the organism in Eukaryota, Fungi, Ascomycota, Lecanoromycetes, Lecanorales, Parmeliaceae. The record is from RefSeq and is a predicted model, not a curated record. Bases 1 to 2220 code for a protein of 739 amino acids.